ACAACAUGGCGAUAUCCGAGUGAUGGGCUGUUUUGUUCGCGUAGAUAGUGACUAGUUUUGAAGAAGUUUAGUGUACGAGAGCUGCCCGUCGGUUGUGAGUGCUGUGUUUGGCCGCGUUUUCUUCCAGUGUGGGAAGAAAGUACAGCGCAUGGGUUAGGGGCUUGAUUACAAGCGCCAUCUUGUACUGCUUCGACGUCGAGAUAGCCUACACGAUGACGGACGUUCGAGUUUCGUUACGCAAGAUCGAGUUUCCAAAAGUUGUCGUCGAUGCGCUGAACCAGAUUCAAAAGCUGCUGGCCAACGAGGGCCGCAGUCCGGCGUACGCUCACGUAGCCAAGGAGAUCGCGGAGGAGUUUGUCUUCCAGGACUACGAGCAACGACGAAUGACGCCGCAGGCUUCGUCUCAGCGGCGGCCGCGCGCGCGCAAGCUGUCCGCCAUCCGCGAGCUACAGAUCAUCGAGAUAAUCGCGAGCACCUUCCAUAGCGCCAAGUCGGACAUGUGCCAGAAGGUGUUCUUCAUCCUGUUCCCGUCGGCAGACGCGAGCGUGAUGGAGUCACGCGUUCCCCUCCUCUCCCGCCUCGUCUCUCUCUCCAUCGCUCUCAAGAACCACAACGUGUUGAACUGCGUCGGCUUCUGGAUGCACGUGUGCGGCUGCACCUCGGAGCCGUCGCUGCACAUAGUGCGCCACGUGGUGGGCGACUACCUAAGCCUAAUCCCUAGUUCGGCCGAGAUGCUCAAGGAUCUGGCAACCAUCUCUCCACUGUUCUGCGCCAGCCUCGCCACCUCGCUGACUCACAUGACUCCCACCAACCCUUCCCGCGAAGUGGUGGACCUCCUCGCCUCCUGGGUGCGCGCCCAGCCUCUACUCUGCUUCACACCCAUGGAGGCCAUUCCACCGCACCUGUACACCCAGUGUUUGCAGACUUUCAUCCCCGGUCUAGUCGCUUGGUGCGUCUUGGCGCCUCUGGGCAAGGCGGACUCCCGUCCCGAAGACGCCGAACUUUAUUCCUACCUCCACUACGCGUUGCUCGAGAUGCUCAUCCGCGCGGGUCAGGUGACUCCGCGUGCCCCCAUAGUGUUUCCCUUCCUGCCCAGUCACUACGUCGUGCAAGUGGCCGAGACCCUGAAGCGAGGCCUAGCCACGGCCUCGCCUCACGGGGCCCAACUGGCCCUGAACAGGCUCGGUCAAGUGUUGCAGGCCGCGUUCGCAUCCAAGUGCGUCCACGGAAAUCUGGACGCCAUGUUUCAGACGCUGCGACAGCUGCCACCGAACAGGCUUCUCAAGAUUGUGCUCGCUCGCUGGGACGUUAAAAAGUACUGAACAGUCCUCACUUAAAGUUGGGCUAGCUGUUAUGGUUCCAUAGGUAGAGGACAGCACCACAAGACGAGCACUGUUCAUGGACUCGCCCACAAGGGGCACCCGUCUUGUCGCUUUCCCUCCCUGUGUUUGAUGUCACGUUGUCCUUUACCUAUCGUUUUCAAUUUUUUCGAUCUGGGCGGGGUGUGACUUAAGCGUGAGAAGGUACUUCUUGCGGAAAAAUAAUGAUCUCUUCCCAUUUUUCCUAUGGCUGUCCUGUGCUCUGUUCGUUGGGAAAUACUGUUUGUCAUAUCGUGUGAUGCCGGUGCACUACUCUAUAAAUACGCUUCGUCCAUUCUCCAGUCGCACAGUGUCACUCUUCUCGUUCAGGACUUUGCGUGAUCAAGAUCAUAUUUCUCCAUUAAAAUUUUUUUUUUCUUGUGCAGUUGGUGUACUGAAGCCAGUCACAAUCAAGAAAUUUCAUCCCUAUACAUAGCUUGCAUUGACGUCACUGUGACCGCCAUCUUUGUGACCAAACAGGUUGAGAUGCAGGGUGAACUCUUGCUCGAAGGCACGGAGCAAGAAACAGAUUAGUUCCGAUGCCCCCUCCAAUCCUUUGUGUUUCCCCCUCGGCGCGGCUGGCGAACAGAAGAAAGCGGGGAAAGCACAAAAGAAUGCGCUGAAAUGACACUGUAAUGAGAUAAAAAAGUCACGUGGCCGCCAUGUUUGUGAACAAGCGCAGAGAACCUGUCUGUGACGUCACGUGCAAGCCAUGUAUAGGAAAGUUCCGGUGUGACUGGAUUAGAACUGUGAAAGUUGCCUGGGCCAACCUGCUUUCAAGCACAGAUUUGAUUUGUGUUAGUUGUUGCCAUUUUAAGUCAGCAAAACACUCCUUUGUCCUGUGACCUUGGUUGGCAUUAAAAUAAAAAGAGGCGCACGUGGUUCAGACUAACCGUAGUGCCUUUGCACUGUGGUACUGCUGCCGCUGUUGGGACGCAGGGGCUGAUUUAGACAGAUGGCUGUAGGAACAUGGUUUUCUACAGCACUGCUGAGAAGUAUUGAAAUACUGAUCGAAUUGGUAUUCUGUAAUUAAUCUGGAAAAUGCAGGAAACAAGGACUAGAAUGAAGGACUUACGAUACAAUAGUGCCUUGGGGUAAGUCUGUCACCUGUGGCAAUGAGAGCUUCUUAAAGGGACACUGAAGUCAAACAAUGAACUGAUUUAGAUUGAUAGAUUGUGUUCUGAGAACUCUAAUGUUAAUUUCACCAUCACAGGUUUAUUCAUAGAGGAGAAAGUCAAGGUCAAGGUUUCAUUAUUAAAUUUCGCACUGAAAUCUCUGCACAUGACGUCAUGGAUUUCAAAGUGUAUUAUUCUUAUUUUGGUGACACUGGCUCAACGAAAUUUCCUGAAACUUAGUAUGGUCUAUGGCCCCUGUGGAGGACAUUGUACUUCAUUUUUACUGAUUAUAAACUACUAAGGGCCUAGUACACGGCGUCAAAAUCUAUGAUGACAACGCGUUAGAUGUGGGAAUUUCAAGAUGAAGUCGCCACCUGCGUUUUCUUUUUGCGCAUUUUCUCACUUACCAAAUGUCUUUUCACAGCAGGCGUGGUGAUUUCAGAAUUGUGAAACAGAAAUUUACUAAUGUGAGAAACAUCGUUUUUCUCUUUAGUGUCCCUUUAACAAUUGCUGUACCAUCACGGGAGUACCAGUAGGUACAUGUAUUCGCGAGGCUUGUGUUGGCUGGUGUUCAGCAAGGCUUGGCUUAAAAUGUGAAUACAAUUGCACAAACGGAGCUUUCUCCAAAUAGACCCUCCAUUAACAUUUUUCAUUCUUCUGUAUUGCCCAUUUCACCAAUGUUUACAACAAGCCUUGCUCUUCUGUAGUGCAUGCUAUAUCGGUGAAAAGGAACAGAUGACGGGCUCUUAAAGGAUCUGAAGAAGUUGUCGGCCGUCCUCUAACUUAGUGGGCUGCCAAUAAAUAUGCUUUUUGUAUAAUUUUGCAUGGCUGCCUCAUAAUGAAAUGAAACCUCUUCUUGUCUGGUAACAAAGAAAAA
Messenger RNA from Rhipicephalus sanguineus (brown dog tick), 3350 nucleotides. RefSeq names its product integrator complex subunit 15-like. The record is from RefSeq and is a predicted model, not a curated record. NCBI's taxonomy places the organism in Eukaryota, Metazoa, Arthropoda, Arachnida, Ixodida, Ixodidae.